This is a messenger RNA of Nymphalis io (European peacock), 1498 nucleotides long. RefSeq lists its product as uncharacterized. Lineage: Eukaryota; Metazoa; Arthropoda; Insecta; Lepidoptera; Nymphalidae. The transcript is spliced from 2 exons. The coding region runs from base 135 to 848 and encodes 237 amino acids. The record is from RefSeq and is a predicted model, not a curated record.
UAGUGUUUUACUGUGAAAGAGAAAUUCGUAAAAAUGUAUUAUGGACAAGAUUAACGUUAAUUUAUAUUGAUUUUAAUUUAAAUAAAAGUGAAAAAAAACAUACAGUGAACAAGUACAAAUUAAUAGUGAUAAAAAUGAUUCCGUUAAAUUUAUUUAUGUCAGUGUUGUGUCUACGACUGUCUUUUGCAUAUUCAGCACCCUUGCAGUUGCAAUUACUUCAGCCUUAUCAAAGACUAAUGAUGCAGCAACAAGAACAGAAUAUUCAACAGCAAUUAAUGGAAUUACAGGCAAUGCAACAAUUUAAUCCAAUAUCAGGACCAAUUCCUUUGAAUAACCCUCUUCCACCACUUCUAUUUUUUAUACCAGAACAUCAAAAGAAUACGCACGUAGAAGAUCAAAACACUAACAACAAUAUUGGUAGCGAAUUAAAGCUAAGAGAUUAUAAUACGAAAUCAAAAGAUGAAGAUUCAGACUCAGUUGUAAUAAAUGCUGAACCGAUACCAAUAAUAGAAGAACAGAAAGCUAUUUUAAUGCUACCAAAUGGAAGAUUCUCAAUCGGAGAUUUUAUUUCAGCCAUACCCUUUUUACCGAUAGAAAUUAACGUACCUGAUACGAUUUCUUGGGCAUAUAAUGGUAUUGCUAAUGGAAUAGCCGGUAUCAUAUCGAUUAUUGGUCAAAGGUUGCCUUUUCAAAGGCCUUCAAUGGAUGCAGCUACGAAAGGCAUAAGCUUAAAGUCGUUAAUUAAUAACUUGCAAGUGAGGAAUGAAAAAGAAAACAUGAUGAGGCCUAUUAAUAUGAUGAUGCCAUUAAAUGGCUUUAACAGGCCGAUAUUACCAGUGCAAUUAUGAGCAAGUUUUAUUUGUAUUCAUAAAUGUCGAAAAGUAUUAAACGAAAAAAUAUUAUUAUCAACGAUCGAAUCGAUGUGACGAUCCCUAUGGUAGUAAUUAGGAUGAUAAAAUAUAAUAAAUACAACAACAAAUAAGUUAAUAAAAAACUGCUGCAAUAAAAAUUUAAAUAAAAACAAAAUUAUUGAAAUAAUCUUUAUUUAUUGACACGAAUGUAAUUAUUACAAAAUUUUUUAUGAUUAUUGGCAAUAAAAUCUUACAUUAAAAGCUAAUAUUAAACAAGACUGGGUUCAAGAGAUUAACUGAGAAUCAAAAGAGAGAUACAUAUACUACAACAUGUAUUAAUUAAUAAACCUAAUCCAUCGCGAAGCAAAGUUACUCUUUUAAACACCAGUCCAAUCCAAUCAUGAAAUUUGUGAAAAUAAAUUCAAAAAAAUUUAACCAAAAUAGACGGACUCUUAAUUCUAGAAAGUUCCAUUACUUUCGUUAAAACAUUAUAAGUAAAAGUGCUAAUGAAAUGAUUACAAACAGCUACUUUAACCUACUUAACUAAAUUGGCAACGCAAAUUACUUUAUAACAUCUUUUAGAAAUCAAUAAAGAUUCCAAAUAUGCAAGCAUAGUUUAUAACAAUUAUCAUCAUGAAAUAAUUAUA